AUGGCUUAGUUUUUUAAUUAGAAGUAAAAGGAAAAUGAAGAGGAAGCCUAGUAUGAGAAAUGGUUAAUUUGUGUAGAUCCUAAAUCGAAGAUGUUUUAUACUGUUAACUCUGUCACAAAUGAGUUACACAUAGAAACAGAUGCUGAUGAUAUAAUGAAAGAUGCUGCUAAAAAAGCCAUUAAUGAUUUGAGGUAGAUUAUUGAUUACGAUAAGAGCAGUUGGCUUUUUGAGUCUGAACAAGCAAAGCGUUUUUAGAGAAGAAAAAUUCCUAGUUAUCUUCUUCAUAAAGACUCAUCUGAAUAUCCAACUUACCUUUGUCAAUCUAAUCUAUCUCUGGCUUUUGCAAAUGUUAACUCUAUUAAAUUAGUUGUUCUACUCGGCAAUUAUGAAGAUAAGCUUUAAGAUUGGAAACAAGAACCACCUUAGAAUGAGAAAAAGCAAGAAGAAAAAAUGAUUAAAGAUGACAAGCCGAUUAAAUAUGAGAAAAGAAUUGAAAUAGAAGCAGGUUUGGUUACAGGGGCAGAUGAAGUAAUCAAAAAUAUCCUCAGAGAAAUAUUUAAAUAAGCUAAAGUUAAAUUAGAGCCAAAUAAUCCAGAUCAUUAGUUCAUACUUUAGAUUAAAGGAUUCAGAGAGUAUUUAACUGGAAAUUAUCCUAUGCUCAGUUAUGAUAGAGUGCGUAUAAAUCUUAGAGGGCAUGAGCAUUUAGAUGUUAGACUCACUGAAAUCCCAAUAAAAAGUAGAAAAGCUGAUUUGUUUCCUCCAACUAUAAUGAGAAAAAAAACUGAUGUGGCUAAUAGCAAAUAUUAGAAGGUUAAUUGGAAAAAAUUCCAUGGAGUUUCUAUUCUUUUGUGGUAUCCUUGGAUUGAGUUCCCUGAAGAAAAAGAUAUAGAUUAAAAAGCUUUGGAAGAAUAUAAUAGAAAAAUUAUAACUUUGAAAUUAGAUUUUACAGAUGAAUAAGAGUAGUAAAUUAGGAAUAAUGUUCCUCCUCUUCCUUUAAGUUAACUGAAUGGUAGCGGGGAUAAUGAAGAAGCAAGAAAAAGAGCUAAGAGUGAAUUCUAAGAAUAGCCAGAGCCUAUUAUUUAUGAAGAGAUUCCUCACCCUAUUAAUAUUUGCCUUCAAAAGUUUAUCUAAAAGGAAAAGAAAAAAUAGUACAAACUUGAUGGAACUUUAAACUUUAAAAAUGAAUACUUAGAUAGCAUUCCGAUGAAGGAUUUUGUUUCUGUAGAGGAAAAUUAUAAUAAAAUUAACUAAAAAAAACUUACUUCAGGUGAAUGUGAUUGUUUGUUUAGAAUUAGAAUAUGCAGCAUAGAAAAUGUAUUCAAAAUACUCAAGUCUGUUUCGCCAGAAUUAGAAGACAAAACUAAAGAAGCUGUCUACAAUGGAAUCAUGCAACCAUCUUAUAUUACUAAGUCUAAGCAAGAAGAUAUUAACAAGCAUUAGAAAAGCAGAAAGCAAGUCUAAAAAAAAGACAAAAAAAAAGAAAUUAAUCUGAAACUCUGCAAGAUUAGAAAAGAAAAACUUUUAAAAGAUGCACAGAUGGAUACAUCGAUUACAAAUCACGGUAUUGAUGGAGUUGCAUUUAUGGGUGGACUUGAAAAAAAGUUUGGAUUAAAUUGUACUCCUUAUCUUGUUUCAUUAAAAGUUAUGCUAUUUCACGGUUCUAAUUGCUUGAGAACAGUUGAGACAAAAAAACAACCUUUCUGCAAAUCAAUAAGAUUCAAUGAAUGGGUAACUUUUGAUAACUUAAAAAUAUCUUAAAUACCCUUAGAAGCUAGAAUUUGUAUGAACAUAAUUCUUCAUUCUGAUGAUUAAAACGAGCAUUAAAUUAUAGGAUCUACUUCUUUCUCACUCUUUGAUUAAGACGAUAAAUACAGACAAGGACUUAAUGCACUUAAUGUUUGGCCCUUCUAUAGAAUUCAAAAUCGUUUGUGUUGUAUGAGCUAGUACUGGGGUUUAACUGAUAAAUCCCUAAAACCAAAACAAGCAAACGAAAAGGAAAUGCAAGACUUUAUCAGUAAAAAUUUCACUAGAGUUUUUGUUUAAUUGGAGAAGUUUAAUGAACCUCUUUACUACUCUUUAAGAGACGACGAUCAUAUGAAGUAAUUAGGUUUCCCAAAACUUUCUAAAAGAUCAAAUGGAGGUAAAAACUGGAAUUCUACUCCUAAAACUGAUGAUUUGGCAAGACUGUAAUAAUUACUUAGUAUUGAUCCUUUAAGAAGACUUUCAGAAUAAAGUGAGGAAGAUAAGCAUGUGCUCAUGAUAUGUAGAAAUCAUUAUAAAACCUUAACACAUACUCUUUAGAUAUUUUUAUUUGCUAUUGACUGGCUUGAUCCUGAAUAGGUAAAAGAAGCAAUAUUAAUGCUUAAAUAAUGGACCUUACUAUCUCCUGAAGAUGCCUUGCCUCUUCUAGAUGCAAAUAUGGCGAAUGAAAGUGUUAGGCUUUAUGCUGUUGAAAGAGUUAGUACAUUUUCAGAUGAUGAAAUAGCUUUAUAUAUGCUUGAAUUAACUCAAUCAAUAUUGUAUGAAAGUAAACACUUCUCUCCUUUGGUUGAUAUGCUUUUAGAAAGAUCAUUAUAAAACCCCUUUGUUGUAGGUCAUGAAUUAUUUUGGCAAUUAAAGAGUUAGUUGCACAUUAAAGCUUUCUAUGAAAGAUAUUUCUUGAUUAUAGAGCAAAUGUUGAUGCUUUGUGGAUCUUUUAGAAACGAACUUGUAGUUUAAGUAGGAGUAAAUGAUCAAAUUAAAAAAAUUGGACAAGAAAUUUAAGAUGAAAGUUUGUUUAAAGAGCAUACACUUCUUGUACCAUUAACAAGAAAAAAGCUCUCUGAAAUUAAAUUACCAGAAGAAUUUUCAUUUGCUUUAGAUAGUAGAAUGCAAGUGCAAAGAUUUGAAAUUGACGACUGCAAGUGCAUGAACUCUAAAAAAGUACCUCUUUGGAUAGCAACUAAGAGCAAAGAAGAUGAGAAUAUUAACAUAUUGUUUAAGUGUGGUGAUGAUAUCAGACAGGAUCAGUUAACCUUAUAGCUACUAAAAAUUAUGGAUAAAAUUUGGCUUGAUGCAGGACAUGAUUUUCGUAUGAAACCUUAUAAAGUUAUAACAACUGAUGAUUAAGUUGGAAUGAUAGAAAUUGUAAAUAAUUCUGAAACCACAGCAAAAAUUCACUCUAAAUACGGAGGUGUGUUAGGUGCUUUUAGGAAUAAUACUAUUUGGUAGUAUUUAAAAGAUAAGAAUAUGGAUCCUCACUCUUUCGAAAUUGCAACUGAUAAUUUCUUGCGUUCUUGUGCAGGCUAUUGUGUAGCCACUUAUAUUCUGGGUAUUGGAGAUAGACAUGCUGACAACAUUAUGCUUAGUCAAACUGGUCACUUGUUUCACAUAGAUUUUGGUCAUUUUCUUGGUAAUUUCAAAACGAAAUUCGGUAUUAAGAGAGAAAGAGCUCCUUUUGUGCUUACAAAAGAAAUGGCUUUCGUUAUGGGUGGUAAAGAUGGUAAUCUUUUCAGAAAAUUUGAAGAAUAUUGUACUUAGGCAUACAAUCUAGUUAGAAAAUCAGGAAACUUUAUUAUAAAUAUAUUUUUACUUAUGCUUGAAGCUGGUAUGCCAGAACUAUAGUCACCACAAGAUAUAGAAUAUUUAAGAAAUUAAUUAUCCAUAAAUUUAACAGAACAAGAAGCAACAAAUAAAUUUAAAAAAGAGAUCACUGAUUCUUUAAAUAGUUUGUUCAGAAGAAUAGAUAAUUUUUUCCAUGGUUUAAGAAGAAGAAAAUGA
Messenger RNA from Tetrahymena thermophila SB210, 3759 nucleotides. RefSeq names its product phosphatidylinositol 3- and 4-kinase. Gene Ontology annotation, molecular function: 1-phosphatidylinositol-3-kinase activity; 1-phosphatidylinositol-4-phosphate 3-kinase activity. NCBI's taxonomy places the organism in Eukaryota, Ciliophora, Oligohymenophorea, Hymenostomatida, Tetrahymenidae. The transcript is spliced from 12 exons. Gene Ontology annotation, cellular component: cytoplasm; phosphatidylinositol 3-kinase complex; plasma membrane. The record is from RefSeq and is a predicted model, not a curated record. Gene Ontology annotation, biological process: phosphatidylinositol-mediated signaling; phosphatidylinositol-3-phosphate biosynthetic process; phosphatidylinositol 3-kinase/protein kinase B signal transduction.